Molecule: messenger RNA, 1593 nt
Organism: Punica granatum (pomegranate)
Lineage: Eukaryota; Viridiplantae; Streptophyta; Magnoliopsida; Myrtales; Lythraceae
Source: RefSeq, a predicted model, not a curated record
UGACUCAUUCAACGUAUCAGACUGUGUCGUUCCCUUCCGCUCCCUCACCAUAUAAAUAUGUCCGUUCCCUUCUACAUGGAAACAGAGCUCAUUAGACAGAGCAAGCCAGCCAUGGAAAUACAGAGUAAUCAUGGCCAUGACGUCGUCGAAUCGCCGCUCCAGGGCGAUGUCUUGGAGCUGAUCCUCUCCCACGUUCCGCUUAUCGACCUCGUCCCCGCCCACCGUGUCUCCCGCUCCUGGAGCCUGGCUGUCUCUUCCUCCCUCGUCCACUUCAACCGGCCCAGGCCCUGGCUCGUGGUCCACUCCCAGAGCACCCGCCCUCCGUACGAAACUGUGGCCCACGCGUUUGAUCCCCGAUCACGCGAUUGGGUGGAGCUCCAGCAUCAGGAUCCAUCCUCGAAGCGCGUCCCGUCCGGCUUGUGCUCACAGUCGGGGCGGCUCCUCUACGGGCUCUCACCAUCGCAGUUCUCCUUCUCGCUUGACCCCCUCGGCCUCUCCUGGCACCAAGUGGACCCGCCCCUCGUCUGGCGGCCCGACCCCAUCGUGGCAGCGGUUGGCCGCCGGGUCGUCGUGGCAGGCGGAGGGUGCGACUUCGACGAUGAUCCUUUCGCAGUGGAAAUCUACGACGUGGAGACGCGCAAGUGGGAGUCGUACAACGCAAUGCCGUCUGCCCUCAGGGACUGCUCCGCCUCUGCGUGCUUGUCAGUCGCCGCCGGUCGGGGCCAAAUCUACGUGGCUGAGAAACUGUCCGGUGUGGCCCACUCGUUCGACCCUGAAACAAAAGAAUGGUACGGACCAUAUGAUCUCCGUCCCGAAAGGAACAUCUGCUGCUCCGUCAUCGGAUUCGCCAAUGAUAGGCUGAUCCUUAUCAGUCUGAUCGGUGACCCCGGGUCCCUCUCCGAUUCAUCCCUGAAGGGUAAAACUGUGAAGAUAUGGGAAGUUUUAGGUGAAUUUGUCGAAUUCCGGGAAGUUACGGAGAUGCAACCGGAGCUCCUGAAGGAGCUGACAGGCGACGAACCGAGCAUUUCGUCGAUAAGUGUGUGUUCAGCAGGGGAUAUGGUGUACUUGUAUGAUCCUUCAAAGCCAGGUGCAGUGGUCUGGUGCGAGGUGGCAGCGGAAGGCGGCGGCUGCGAGUGGGGGACUUUAAGAAUGGCGGCAAUGCCAGAGGAUGGGCAGAACCAGCCGGCGAGAAAGGCGGUGUUCACUUGCUGGGACGUGGGGAUUCCUGAGCUGGAGAGGGCCUUGGCAUCUGAUAAGUUAAGACUUUCGGUCGCCAAAGAGGGCAAGCAAGAAAACGCCCACAAUGCCGACUAAGUGGAGGCCAAGAUUUAGGGCCGGGGAAUCGGAAAUUGAAUAUCGUGAAGUUAAAGGAGCAAGAAUGGAGGAAUUCGUCGAACCUCAAAAAAUUACCGGCAAAUUUACGACUGCCCUGGUUAGCCUCCUCCAGGUUCCAUCUGUGAGAAGGACUGGAAGUGUUUUCCCGGCCAUAUUAUCGGCAGAUUUCUUAGUUAUAUGUCUAAAUACAUCAGCGAUGUACCUAUACCAUCAUGUUUAAUUUUGCGAAUUUCCGACUUCCAGAUUCACUUAUGGCGA